Molecule: messenger RNA, 1629 nt
Organism: Periophthalmus magnuspinnatus
Lineage: Eukaryota; Metazoa; Chordata; Actinopteri; Gobiiformes; Gobiidae
Gene: cbx8b
Product: chromobox homolog 8b
Exons: 5
Coding region: 32-1168 (378 amino acids)
Source: RefSeq, a predicted model, not a curated record
UGCGCGUACGUCCCUGCCGUUCUCGAGUAUUAUGGUCUGUCGGGAAUUCAGAGUGGCUCGGAGUAGAGGAGAAAAAUAUCGGGUUAGCGCGCAGCCAGCUAGCGGUAGAUACGUGGGCAGCACUGGGAUAAACAUGGAGCUGUCUGCCGUCGGGGAGAGGGUGUUCGCAGCGGAGUCUAUAAUUAAACGCAGGAUCAGAAAGGGUCGGAUUGAAUACCUCGUGAAAUGGAAGGGCUGGUCUCCCAAAUACAGUACGUGGGAACCUGAGGAGAAUAUCUUGGACUCUCGACUGUUGGCCGCGUUCGAGCAAAGGGAGCGUGAGAGGGAGCUGUACGGGCCUAAGAAGAGGGGACCUAAACCCAAGACUUUUCUCCUCAAGGCCCAGACUAAAGAUAAAGCUAGAUCUUAUGAGUUUAGAAGUGAAGCUGUCAGAGGAGUGUCUUAUCCUUGUGCAGAGCCGGUGGUCACUCCCAGGGCCAGAGAAGGCCUCAGGGCGGUGGUUCCGACCAUUUUUCCUCCCAGCGCCGUCAACCGAGGAGAGAGCUUCCUCGUUCAGGAGCUGGCCCUGCAGCACUUGACUCCACAAGCCAGCUCUGAUUUAAGAGCGCCAAAAAAGAAAGGCCCAAAGCCUAAGUCACUCUAUCAAGAUGCUGAUUCUAUUAUGUCCGAGUCCCUCAAGAGGAGAGCAGAGGAAGACAUGCAGCAGGAGACUUACAAAAUGCCCAAACUUCAGGGUUCAGGGGAGAUGAGAGUUGUCAAAUCCGGACAACAGCACUUAGAGAAUCAUACACAUCACCAUCAUUCAAACAGAGCCAGGUCUGGAGGUGGCUUCCAUCAUGUGUACUCCUCCCGCAGUGUGCUUUCUCACCGCACACACAUGGACUCACACACAGGCUCGCUCAAGGCCAAAGACCACCUGAGCCCCUUUAAGCAACAGUCCAGACUGGGCCUGAGUCCAGGGCCUGACUGUGAGAGACCUCAGUCAGAGAAGCCAUACUUGUUGGACCGCUCGUCCCCGAUGUGUGUCCAUGAGGACUCUGCUGUGUCAUGGAGACCCUCUCUGGUUACCAUGGAGAAUGUCCUGGUGACAGACGUGACCACAAACUUCCUGACAGUCACAAUCAAAGAGAGCAGAACCUCCAAAGGCUUCUUCAGAGACAAGAGAUGAUCGUCGGCACUCUCUUGCUUUGUAUGUAUCAAAUACAUAUGUGCACAUGUAAAAUACUGUAUAGAACUAGUAUUUAAUGUAUUUAACAAAUGAAAUUUAUUUCAACAUGUUGUCUACAGCAGUUUGCUAUUUCUGUUAAAACUUUGUAAAUCUAUUUUGCAAAUGAAAUAUGUAUUUUUGUCACGUUUUUUUUCUCCAGCCUUUGAGGCUGAAUAAUUCUAAUUUGAACGUAUAUGACUGAACAUUGUUCCCUUUAAGGGUUGUAUUUAAAUACAUAAGCACUUUGAUAAAGAAAAUAAUGACAUUUUAUGUGCUUUGACUCAGCUGAUUACAGCAACUGCUGUGUAAGUUUCUAAAUAAACGCAUAUUUUCCAAUAGCUUGUUUCAGAAAUAUUUUGCAAUUUCUUAAAAAUCCCAAUAAUGUGUAAGAAAUGCCUUUAAUGCGUCAAAAACAUGCUUUU